Talaromyces proteolyticus is the source of this 1990-nucleotide messenger RNA. Its product is annotated as translation elongation factor 1 alpha. The transcript is spliced from 9 exons. Bases 193 to 1578 code for a protein of 461 amino acids. Lineage: Eukaryota; Fungi; Ascomycota; Eurotiomycetes; Eurotiales; Trichocomaceae. The record is from RefSeq and is a predicted model, not a curated record. Gene Ontology annotation, biological process: translation; translational elongation. Gene Ontology annotation, molecular function: GTPase activity; translation elongation factor activity; GTP binding.
GUCAGCUUCAGUACGUAUAAACCCGCCCUCCCAGUCUACGUCCAUCAAACUCUUUCAUCCAUUCCACUCACUAACUGUCCUGUUGCUCAGCACCUCUACGCAUUUGGGCCGUAGUACCUGAGCAAUCUCAGAACUCAUCUAGUAUCUUACAAAGAAACUACAUUAGUUCAUACGAACUCAAACACCGCAACCAUGGGUAAGGAAGAAAGGACUCACAUCAACAUCGUCGUCAUCGGACACGUCGACUCCGGCAAGUCCACCACCACCGGUCACUUGAUCUACAAGUGCGGUGGUAUUGACGCUCGUACCAUCGAGAAGUUCGAGAAGGAAGCCAACGAACUCGGCAAGGGUUCGUUCAAGUACGCCUGGGUUUUGGACAAACUCAAGGCUGAGCGUGAACGUGGUAUCACCAUUGACAUUGCUCUCUGGAAGUUCCAGACUGGCAAGUAUGAGGUUACCGUCAUUGACGCCCCUGGUCAUCGUGAUUUCAUCAAGAACAUGAUCACUGGUACCUCCCAGGCCGACUGCGCUAUUCUCAUCAUUGCCUCCGGUACUGGUGAAUUCGAAGCCGGUAUCUCCAAGGAUGGCCAGACCCGUGAACACGCUCUUCUUGCUUUCACCCUCGGUGUUCGUCAGCUCAUUGUUGCCCUCAACAAGAUGGACACCUGCAAGUGGUCUCAGGAUCGUUACAACGAAAUCGUCAAGGAGACUUCCAACUUCAUCAAGAAGGUCGGAUACAACCCCAAGGCCGUUCCUUUCGUUCCUAUCUCCGGUUUCAACGGUGACAACAUGCUUGAGCCCUCCCCCAACUGCCCCUGGUACAAGGGUUGGGAGAAGGAGACUAAGGCCGGCAAGACCACUGGCAAGACCCUCCUCGAGGCCAUCGACGCCAUUGAGCCCCCUACCCGUCCCGCCAACAAGCCCCUCCGUCUUCCUCUCCAGGAUGUUUACAAGAUCGGUGGUAUUGGAACAGUGCCCGUCGGUCGUGUCGAAACCGGUACCAUCACCCCCGGUAUGGUCGUUACCUUCGCUCCCUCCAACGUCACCACUGAAGUCAAGAGUGUCGAAAUGCACCACCAGCAGCUCACUGCCGGUCAGCCCGGUGACAACGUUGGCUUCAACGUCAAGAACGUUUCCGUCAAGGAAAUCCGUCGUGGCAACGUCGCUGGUGACAGCAAGAACGACCCCCCCGCAGGCGCCGAGUCCUUCAACGCCCAGGUCAUCAUGCUUAACCACCCUGGCCAAGUGUCCGCUGGUUAUGCCCCAGUCCUAGACUGCCACACUGCCCACAUUGCUUGCAAGUUCUCCGAACUCCUUGAGAAGAUUGACCGCCGUACCGGAAAGUCUGUUGAGAACAGCCCCAAGUUCAUCAAGUCUGGUGACGCUGCCAUCGUCAAGAUGAUUCCUUCCAAGCCCAUGUGUGUUGAGCCUUUCACCGAGUAUCCUCCUCUCGGUCGUUUCGCUGUUCGCGAUAUGCGCCAAACUGUCGCUGUUGGUGUCAUCAAGUCCGUCGAGAAGGCCAAGGCUGGUGCCGGAAAGGUCACCAAGGCCGCCCAGAAGGUCGCCGGAAAGAAGUAAGCCGAUUGGUCGGAAACGAGCAUCAGCUACGGAUUAAGGGACGUUGCUAUGAAACCUUUCAUGACUUAAAAAUACCGAAUUAUGGAAUUAGACUUGAGCUAUGUAGUUAACCCUACACGAACUUGAUUCAAUAUUACUCUUUCAUUUGUCCAAAUCAAUUCUAAUACGUGAAGUAGUCGUAGAACUAUGUAAGGAAAUAUUAAACAAGGUUGGAAAGGUUCUGCUAAAUAGCUGAAACAUUGUGACGGGUCCGGCAGCAUCCACAUCAAUUAUACAUUUGCAGGCGGUCUCUUAAAAUUCGAUAUACAAGUUAGAUAUCAAGCAGUAGUCUAGAUGAGAAUCAUUGGCAGCUGUGUAUGAUUGUAAACACAUCCAGUUGUGAAAUAUACUAGGCAUAGAAGUUUUCGAGUAU